AUCUGGUGGUUUCUUUUUCUUGGUCUCUCUUUCUUCCUCUGUCUACAUUUCCUCUUUCUUUUCUUUCUGUCUUUUCUUCGCUCAAAUUUUGUUUACAAUUUUAGUUGAACCUCGACAAUCUAUUCUAAUGUGUUUUGUUUCCAAUAUUGACCACAAUUAGUGGAAAUCUUCUCAUUUAGUGUUAACCAAGUAAAUCUCUACUCUAAAUUGUGUCUUAUAAUUGCUCGGAAAUUGGAAAGGUAAACAAAAUGGAGAGAGAAAAUGUCCAACUGUCUGAUGAUAACUGUUCACAAAUCGAGGUUGCUUUUAAACGAAUGAAAGUUGGGACAAGAUGUGCUGGUAAAAAGAGCCUCCAUCACAUCUACAAUCAGCCCAAACAAUAUCACCAAGAAAAAUCGUCUAAAAGCGAAACCAUUAGUUUCUCCUCUUUCUCAAACUCACCAUUGGCACUCAUAGAUAAUCUCUCCUGCUCUAACCCUACGAGUUCUACUGUUGUAUCCACUAACUCGAUGGGUCCUUACAGAGAUAUAACACGCCAAGGCCAAGUAGAAAGUUUUAAUCGAAAUCAUGAGAACCAAAAUCAAAACAAUAAUAAUCAUCAACAAAACCAAUCAAACGAUAUCACCAAAUAUGAAGACGGACCACCAGCUGAUCCUGAUGUAUCCGUUGAAGAGUUGGCUGCUUACUUAGAUGUCCAAUUGUAUAUUCCUCGCAAAAUGUCCUACAUGGCCGAACUAAUGUACACAUAAUAACAAUAUUAUCUUCAUCUUCACAAAAUGCACAUUACAUAAUGAAAAGAGAGAGAGAGAGAAGGAAAACAGUGUGAGAUUAACAGCUAUCGAAUAUACAAAACGAUUAAAGUUAUAGAGAAGAGGUUAACAAAAUAACCAAUUAAAGAUGAAGAGAGAAAGAUAAAUAUAUUAUAUUAAAUAUAUAAUGUUAUUAAUGACUAUAUAUUUUUUUGUUUUUGGCUCAUUUGAUUUUGCUCUUAUAUAAAUAAAAAACAAAAACAAUGACAUUAUUUCAAUUAA
This is a messenger RNA of Panonychus citri (citrus red mite), 1031 nucleotides long. RefSeq lists its product as uncharacterized. The transcript has a single exon. The record is from RefSeq and is a predicted model, not a curated record. The coding region runs from base 249 to 749 and encodes 166 amino acids. NCBI's taxonomy places the organism in Eukaryota, Metazoa, Arthropoda, Arachnida, Trombidiformes, Tetranychidae.